AUGGAAGCUGUUAUAAUAAUAGAUGUACUACGACGAGCAAAAGCUGAAGUGGUGGUGGCAUCUGUUGAAGAUAAAUUAGAAAUCCUGGCUUCCAGGAAAGUUAAACUAGUAGCAGAUGUUCUUCUAGAUCAGGCUCUAAAACGUUCUUACGACUUUAUUGUUUUGCCUGGCGGACUUGGUGGUGCACAAGUCUUUGCCAACUCAGAGAAGCUCGUAAAUUCGCUGAAGAAGCAAAGGGAAGCAAAUAAACCCUAUGGGGCAAUAUGUGCUUCCACAGCUUUAGUCCUUGAGCCCCAUGGCUUGUUGAAGAAGGCCACUGCUUUCCCAGCAAUGUGCAACAAACUGUCGGAUCCAAGCGAAGCAGAAAACCGAGUUGUGGUCGAUGGCAAUCUCAUCACUAGCAGAGGUCCGGGAACUACCAUGGAGUUCUCUUUGGUGAUCACAGAGAAACUAUUCGGACGAGAGAAAGCACUAGAGCUUGCCAAGACUAUGCUUUUUGUAAAGCAGUAG
Messenger RNA from Fraxinus pennsylvanica, 510 nucleotides. Lineage: Eukaryota; Viridiplantae; Streptophyta; Magnoliopsida; Lamiales; Oleaceae. The record is from the annotation of a GenBank genome assembly.